Molecule: messenger RNA, 2065 nt
Organism: Apaloderma vittatum (bar-tailed trogon)
Lineage: Eukaryota; Metazoa; Chordata; Aves; Trogoniformes; Trogonidae
Gene: DENND3
Product: DENN/MADD domain containing 3
Exons: 11
Biological process (GO): regulation of Rab protein signal transduction
Cellular component (GO): cytoplasmic vesicle
Source: RefSeq, a predicted model, not a curated record
AUCAUGACCUGCAUUUUGACUGAGCAGCGGAUCGUUUUCUUCUCUUCUGACUGGGCUCUGCUGACCCUCGUUGCUGAGUGCUUUAUGUUGUACCUUCACCCUCUUCAGUGGCAACACACUUUUGUGCCCAUUCUGUCACAUCAAAUGCUGGAUUUUGUAAUGGCCCCAACGUCUUUUCUCAUGGGAUGUCAUAUUGAUCAUUUUGAAGAAGUUAGCACGGAAGGUGAAGACUUAAUUCUAAUUAAUAUAGAUAAUGGAAAUAUUACACAUUCAAAAAUGACUGACGAGAAACCUGAAAUUCCAGAUGUCCCAGCACAAGCAGCAGAAACUUUCAGAAAAAGAGUGGAGAGUCUUCAGCUGCAUUAUGACCUCGAGCUCUGCCACCUCCGAGCCAGCACGGAUCUUGGCGAGCUCCAAAUGCGUAGAAGGGCUUGGCAGCAGAAGCUGAACAUGGAAGUUCAGCAAAUGACUUUGCAGUUAAUUGUUAAUAUCUUCAGGGAGGUAAAAGACCAUCUAAAUUAUGAACACAGAGUGUUUAACAGUGAAGAAUUUCUGAAAACGAGGGCAAUUGGAGACCAGCCAUUUUACAAAAAGGUUUUAGAGACCUACAUGUUUCACUCUUUUCUUAAAGCUCGUCUGAACAGGAAGAUGGAUGCAUUUGCUCGACUCGAGUUGAGUACCCAGUCUGAAGAGGAUAGAUUAAACUUGCUGUUUCAUACUCCAAGAAGACUGACGAUGGCUUCUAAACAAUUUGAUCCACAGCACGGGAUUAGUAGGCGUAUGGUAAUCAGUAUGCCCAACCUGCAGGAUAUUAAGCUGCCAGAGGGCCCUACGAGAAAUUCUUCACUUCGAAGAAUAGAAACAGGAGUUGCUGUGAAAAUGCCCUCCAAAGCAGUCAAUACGUUCAAAAUCCCGGAAAUUCAUUUUCCUCUGAUGUUCCAGUGUGUUCACUCCUACUACACAGACUUCUUCAACCACCUCAGCAAAGCUAUAAAUACCUUACCGCCUGAUAACUCAGCGUUGCUGGCAAGGUACUUCUACCUCCGGGGACUUAUUAGCCUGAUGCAAGGGAAACUACUAAAUGCACUUUCUGACUUUCAGAACCUAGAUAAAACAGACUUAAGAAUUUUCCCUACUGAUCUUGUAAGAAAAAUCGUGGAAACCAUGCCUCCUCCGGAGCGGUUGCAAGCAGACCGCAAACCUGAGCUGAAGAAGCUGAUAAGCCGAGUGAUGGAAAAACAAAGAGAAGUCACGAAAAUAGAUGACCACGUCAAAAAUUUCGAAUUGCCAAAAACCCACAUGCAGCUGGAUGAUUUUGUGAAGCGAAUCCAGGAAUCUGGGAUUGUCAGAGAUAUAGAUACUAUACAUCGGUUAUUCGAUGCCCUAACAGUGGGGCAUCAGAAACAAAUUGAUCCUGAAACAUUCAGAGAUUUCUACAACUACUGGAAAGAAACGGAAGCGGAGGCUCAAGAAGUGAACCUGCCACCAACAGUAAUAGAGCAUCUAGAUAAAAAUGAAUGUGUCUACAAGUUAUCCUGUUCAGUUAAAACUAACUAUGGUGUAGGAAAAAUUGCUCUGACCCAAAAACGCUUGUUCCUUUUGACCGAAGGAGGACGUCCUGGCUAUGUCCAGAUUGCUGCUUUCAGGGAUAUAGAGGAUGUUAAGAGCACGACCGUGUCUUUCCUUCUUUUGAGAAUACCUACUCUGAGGAUUAAAACAUUAUCUAAAAAAGAAGUGUUUGAAGCUAACCUUAAAACGGAGUGUGAUCUGUGGCACCUGAUAGUGAAAGAAAUGUGGGCUGGAAAGAAAAUGGCAGAUGAUCACAAGGAUCCUCAGUACAUUCAGCAAGCGCUGACAAAUGUUCUCCUGAUGGAUGCUGUGGUCGGUGCCCUCCAGUCCUCCAAAGCCAUAUACGCGGCCUCGAAACUGUCUUAUUUUGACAGGAUGAAGAACGAAGUGCCUAUGAUGGUCCCCAAAACAACUUCGGAGACAUUAAAGCACAAGAUCAACCCCUCAGCUGGUGAGACAUUUCCACAGGCAAUAGAUGUCUUGCUUUACACGCCAG